Danio aesculapii is the source of this 11232-nucleotide messenger RNA. RefSeq names its product centrosomal protein 350 (gene cep350). Gene Ontology annotation, molecular function: microtubule binding. Lineage: Eukaryota; Metazoa; Chordata; Actinopteri; Cypriniformes; Danionidae. Gene Ontology annotation, biological process: microtubule anchoring. Gene Ontology annotation, cellular component: centrosome. The transcript is spliced from 40 exons. The record is from RefSeq and is a predicted model, not a curated record. The coding region runs from base 206 to 9388 and encodes 3060 amino acids.
AUAAUGGCGGACCGUCAAAUCUAGCCAACGGCCGUGGUAACUCAUCAUUAAAGCCGGGAAACACACACCGAAAGGCGGGCAGUGGAUACAAUAAACUUUUAGGUAGAGGUGGCAGAAUCGCCAGCUGUCCAAUGUGUCCAGCUGACCAGAAGACAAGGUGGACUUAUGUCUCUCUGAAUAAAGCUGCUGGAAAGUUGGCAUAGCGAUGUGGAGUCGCUUGCGAAGUGAGGCGGGGCCACCAGCCUCUGUCUCUUCCCAGCCUCCCUUUGCUGGGCAAGACAACAGGAGAGAGAUAUCUCAAGCCUGGAAUUGUAUAAAUCAGACCAAAGCUGCCUUGCGACACAUUGAGAAUCGUCUAGAGGCAUCACCAGGCUCUGGAGUGCUUCUGGACUCCGUGCUAGACACAAAGAAGUCAUCUGUGAGUGGCGUUCGGAAAAUAAGCCGCAGAGACGGGCGUCAUGUGGAGGAAAGUGGGUCCAAGUCCAGAACGCGGAGUCGACGCAGUCCAGACAAAAGUUCCCGCAGUCCCUUAAGGAACAGCACUUUGGACAGCAAUGCCAGGAAACCCAGUGCCGUGGAAUUCAGAGAGCCUCUCGCUUCAUACAGGGAAGCAUCUCCGCUGCCAGUAUCCCUCACCCAAUCUGAACCAGAAGCCCUUUUGUUACCGACAGAGGUGGACCUCCUUCAGCCUGAUUUUACUCUUAGCCAGCUGGUGUAUCAGCGUGACACCCGAGACAUGCAGACCGCAGACCUGGACAGCCUGCACUCCUCAGCUGUAGACAGCACAUCAGUACACUACCUCAAUGAUCUGUCUGCUCUCCAUGCCAUCCAGCAGCCUGAUCAACCCGCAUUAGAGUCAGAGGUCAGGCCUAGAACACAAUUACAGGCUAACACAUCUCAGAUGUCCAGUCCGGGCUCAAGCGCUUCUGCACAACGGUUGGAGAGCCUGCGACAACGUGUGCCUGAUGAAAAGAUAGAGAAGCUGAAAGAGAAAAUCCGCAGACAGAAGGAACAUCUGGAGGAAACGGAGGAGAGAAACAAGCUUUUAGGUUACCUGGAGCAACCUGUGGGUAUCGGGACGGCCGGAUACAAUACCACAAUACCCACUGCUAAAGUUCGGAAGGUGGCCCCAGCUCCUCCUGCACCCAUUUAUAAAGGCUUCAACACCAGUGAGACUAAGAUUCGCACUUCUGAUGGGAAAGUGUGGGCAGAGGAGGAGUUCCAGAACCUAAGCAGAGAAAUAUACAGAGACCUGACCCGAAAGCUCACAGCACAGAGCACAAAACCAAAACAGAGGCCUAGAGAACGGGAGAAGGUGAAAGAGAAGAAACCAUCCAAGCCUGUUAGGAAAGUCCACAGAUCUUCCUCUGCACCAGACUCAAAUGCUAAACCAGUGAUCAGCACGUCAUCAUGGCGAGAUGGGCAGAAGCUGGUGAACAUGAUGCUGGGGCCUCCUCCGCGAUUACACAGAGAGCCUCGGGCACAGUCCUCAGAGACCCAGAUGAGAACAGGCCCUGGUCCUCGUUCCAGCUCGGAUCCUCGUCUGGAGCAUAACCGACGUCCAAGGCGCAGCAGUUCAGAAAGAUCUCGCAAUAACGUUCCUCCAGAUGAAACUGCUGGACCCUCCAGGUCAGCCGGCAGUGAUAGAAGAAAGUCUCCCGUCACAGAUCUCCUCUCAGCUGACAUCCGCGGCAUCCUAGAUGACCUGCAAUUGGAGGAGGACGACAGCAGGAGGGAGGCAGUGGCCACCUCCAGAGUUCGUGCCUCGACCCGCACCUCCCGCAGUGCCAGCCCUGCCAAAACUACCAAGAGAGCAGAGCCUCCCGAGCAGCCUGUGCCAAAGAAACGGCACUAUGAUGCUGAAGCGGUGCGGCUUUAUAUCGUGCAAAAGCAGGAAGAAAGGAAAAAACGGCAAGCAGAGGAGAGGAGAGCUCAGAGAGAGGAGGAAGAGAACAAGAAUAAACGCCUACAAGAGCUGUACAGGAAACAACGAGCAGGAGCCAAUAAGGGCCCGGUUGCACCUGAAGUUCCAAUAAAGAAGCGGCUCCAGGAAACAUACACCAAGCUACUGCUGGAGCAAACUCAGCUCCGAGAAGAGAUCAACGGAGAGGCUGUAGCAAACGGAAGCCAGCAGCCAAGACCAGUUUACCAGCCGUCUGGAGAGUCUGAUAAAGAAAACAAAAGACAUGAUCGACCUCAAAGUGCCACCUCCAGCAGUGAUCUGUCCCUACCAGAGCAACGGCAGCCGCCUUUCUCCAGGAAUGAUUUGGGAUUUGGAGGGUCGCCCUGGCUGCAGUCCGAUCAGCGCAGUCCUGCUUUGCAUGUCAGCAGCACUCUACCGCCCUCUUCUGGUCACAUCUUUUCUCAACUCUUAGAACUUGAUCAAGAGCCUUCACUACCUAGCAGAGAGUCUCGAACAGCACACCAGUCACUUCCUUCAGCCACAGGCCACAAAAUGAGCCGUAUUGAAGCUCUGAAGGCCACCGCCGCCUCUCUCUCCAGCCGCAUUGAGAAUGAGGCACGCAAACUAGCAGGUGUCGGAAUAAACUACGGUUGUGCCAGGGAUACAGGCACAGGUCUUUUAAUCCCAAACGAAGACCGCUGGGCAAAACCCAUCAGCCCACCGGUCAGAGAGAAUAGGACAGACUCUGAUGAGCUGGUUGAGAGGAUUCAAAGGCUGCUCGCUGCAGGUCAGAGCACCUAUGAUGAGGCUCUACCAGGCGUGGGCAACCUUCACAGCCUUAGGGAGAAGACAGAGAUGGGGAUCAAACAAACACCUGUGGCCUCUGCCUUCACUGCUAGAAACGCACGCAAGACUCCUUCGCCUCCAAAGCCUGUUGUUGAGGAAGUUGAACUAGACUCCAGCGGUGGUUCUAUCAGCGAAGGUCCUCUGCUGAGCGAGGGCUGUAUAUCUGACGAUGACAUGCAAGAGCUACCCAGAUCCAGAUUGACAACCACAGGAUUUAAUGGAGGCUAUAUGAAUGGAGACAGUUUGAACCCGAUUUCACGAUUUCAGAAGGAGGCAGAGAAGCAGCCACCCUUUAGUUCCCUAAGUCUUGUACAAGGAGGAAGCAAUGGACCAUGGGAAGAACUGGCCAAGGGAAGCCCCCACAGUGUUAUUAAUAUAUUUACAAAGAACAUGAGUUAUGGGAAAGCAUUUGAAGAAAGGGGUGGUAAGAGUUCUCCAGCUGUCCGCUCUGUUCUGUCUGGUGCCAGCUCAUUGGAUGGGAUCGUUUAUGAAGAUGACUUCAUUUCCUCACGUGCCAGUAGCCAAUCAGCAUCCAAGAGAAGCCCCAAUGGGCUCAGUAAUGGCCUUGGUCAUUUCAGUCCGCCAGACGAGGUGUUAAGUGGCAGAUCUGCAUACAGCAACAGAGCUCAGCGUUCACCAGCUCUCACACCUCUCUCCUCUCCACACUCAGCCAGCUCAAGCAGCAAGAGAGCUUCAGAAAGGAGCUUGCAAGAAGGACAAAGAAACACCUUUUCUGCGAUCUCAGAUCUCCCUGCUGAAGGUUUUAAGAAGAGCGGCUCAGAGAAAGCAUCCAGUCGCAGCUCUCACAGGAGCGUGGACACAGACAGCACUCUGGGGGGCGUCUCUAUCCACUCCAUCCACAGUAGUCUUUUUGGCUCUGAGGGAAAGAAGUCUCCCCGAAGCACUCUGACAACUCCUGCUGCUGCUUCUCCAGCCAGCUCUGGUUCUUCUCGGUUGUCUCCAGGUGACGGUAUCCCAUCUAAAGGGUCUGUCCAUGGGUCAAGUUCCCCUCACACAGCUCUGCCUAGUUCCUCCUCAUCCUCCUCUUCAGCAGUCCGGGCUAAAUCCAACCCCUCGCCAAAUAUUCAAAGCCCAGGAAGAACAGAGCACAGAACUACAGGUUCAGCAGAGCUCAAGUUUGCUCCUGGAGUCUUGCAUCAGCGCCUGUCUGCUGAGCUCAAUUACCUGGACGCGGUGGAGGAGUCGGUACGACAGCUCGGUGACGUGGAGAGAGUGAGAGGAGUGUCUCUCGCUCAGCAAGAAACUGUCUCGCUUGCACAGAUUCUGAAGUCCCAGCAGCAAAGGCAUGAGCGUGACCUGUACCUGCUGAGGAUGAAGGCCGAGCAGGAAGCCCUUGAAACACAGAUGCAGCUGGAAGAAAGCAGACAGAAGGCUGCACGGGUUCAUGCAGAGCUGCAGGAGAGUUUGCUUCAGUCUCAACAGCAGGCGUUGGGAGGUUUGCAUGAGGCCACAAACAAGAUGAUUAACCAGCAGGCUGAGGCCGCACGACACACAGCUGAAACAGCACGACACAUUAAAGAAAUGACUGAGCUGGCACGUUCACAGAUUGUAGGAGCACUAAGUGUUCCUGGACCCUCCAUUACAGCCCUGCAUGAGCAGCAGAGACCGCACAACCGCAGUUCGAAACCGCACCAGCCACAAACCCACACAGACAGUAGCUGGACAAGCGAACUGUCUCCUGAGAGACAUCAGAGUCCAUCAGAGGUCGAGACGCCACCAGACAGCCUCUCAGAGUCCAUCCCUUCCAGAAGACCCACCAUCAGUGGUGGUGGAAGCAGCAGUACCCAAUUGAGUCCACCUCAUUCUGAUCAAACAGAGAGGAGGACACCUGGUAAAGACAGGAGCAGUAGUUCAGUGGAGGACCAGGCUCACACUGCUGCCGAUGACUCUCUUUGCUUAAACAGUGUGCUUGGCCCUCUUGAAGAGAAAGCAGACUGUGCCUCCAUUGCAACAGAGUACUCUGUGAAGUUCGAUGAUUCGAUGACCGAGGAUGACAUUGAAGAAAGAUCGUUCCGCUCUCUUUUACCAUCUGAGGCCCACCGUCGCGAAUCACUGGACAAGAAGCCUGAAGCUCAUCCUGAAUCUGAUGAAGACCACAGCCAUGACCGAUCCAGCCCUAGAGCCAGUACAAAGGAUGGCAGCAUGCCCUUUUCCAGCGGCCAGGACAGCUUCUCCAAGUUCACCAUGGACUUGGUGCGCCAGUACAUGAAGGAGGAGGAAGUUCGUGCUCAGCAUCAGAGUUCUCUGCUGCGUCUGCGUGAAAAGGCCCUCAGAGAGAAGACCAAGGCUGAAGUGGCCUGGCUGGAGCACCAGAAGAGGCGUCUCCGGGAUAAAGGAGAGGAUGAUAAGAUGCCCCCACUUCGUAAGAAACAGAGGGGCCUGAUAAUGAAACUGCAGCAGGAACAGGCGGAGAUUAAACGACUCCAGGAGGCCAAUAAAGCAGCGAGAAGAGAGAGACAGCUGCUCCUCAAACAGCAGGAGGAGAUUGAGAGAAUGAGACACACAACCCUCAAACUCAAAGAGCGACUCAAGACUGCUGGAGACACAAAGAUGGAGUCACCUGUGUCAGGUGUGGCAGAGUCGUCGGCUCCGCCCAGUGUGAUUGUGACAGAUGCAGACACCCGAAGCCCCUCCCCCAUGUCUGUAUCAGGCAGUGAAACCAGCAGCAUCAUGCAGAAACUGAAAAAGAUGCGCUCUCACAUGGAUGAGAAACACUGCUCUCCUGUCCAUUAUUUCUUCUCUGUCUUUACGGCUCAUCACUGGGCCUCUCUUUCUGUCUGUCUCCCAAAUCUCCACCCCAAAUUCCAGCUCUUUAUCUACAGCCAGUUGGUCAGAUUUCUCACUAAAAGGGAGCAGCAGUUGAUGCAGAGGCGCAGACAUGCUGAGGAACUUCUGGAGUGGAGGCAGAGGCUGGAUGUUGAGGAGGCCGAAGUGCGGCGGAUGGAGAAACAAGCUCUGGCGGCCUGGGAGAAACAGCAACAGCCACGCAGCAGAACCCAAACGCAGCAGCACAGCCGGGAAAAUGAGCACAGUCACAUCAGCGGAGGACUAAGCCCCACAGGACAAGAAGCAGGCAGCGAAGAUGACGACUCCGUGGCGUUGUCAGUGUCCAGCAUUCACACUGAUUUGUCUGUUCCAGAGCAACUGGCCAGUCCUUCCUCAGAUCGGCCUGUCUCUGAGCUCAACUCUGCCGUCGAUGCCCUUUAUUCAGCCGAGUUUAUUGCCACAGACAGCAAACAGUCUCCUCCAGGGAAAGCCAGCCUCAGCUCUCUUCGACAUUCAGACAGUAGCCGGCCUGGCACUCUCAUUGGCACCAGCGAAAGCAGUAAGAUGCAGGUGCACUCCAGCUCCAAGGCCAGCGAGCCCCAUACCAGCGACGCUCAUUCAGCCACUCCAUCUGAGACCACAUCUGAUCAGAGUGAUAUUGAGAGCCGCAUUCAUGCCCUCAAGGAUGAGCUCCGUAAGCGCAAAUCAGUGGUAUACCAGCUAAAGAAGGAGCAAAAGAAAAGGCAAAAAGAGCGACUAAAGGCUCAGGAAGCAAGUUUGCUGAAACAGUUGGAGUCAUAUAAUGACUUUAUUCAGAAGACUAAGGCUGAGUUGAGUAAAGGGCCUGACAGCACUCCAGCUACUAAACCCCAGAUUAAAACACCCACGUCAACCAGUGAAAAGCCUCGAAUAAAACCCCCUCCACUUCAGAGACCAGAGACUAGCAAGAACUGGAAAAUCGUCACAGAAUCUGAGAAAUCAGAGAUUGUUCCCUCGGAGACAUCAGGAGAUAAAGAUGAUAUUGCACCAUCAGAACUUCAUAAGUAUUCAUCAGAACAUGAUGACAUUUCCUCAGAUGAAGAUCCUCCUACAGUCACUCCAACUCCAAUUAUGGGAAGUCCAGAACAUAUGGAUGUUUUGAGGAGCUUCCAUAGUCCAAAUCGUCCAAGCCACCGGUCAGAUGAUGCCUCCUUGGUCAAAGAGCAUUCAGCCAGGCCAGAGGACAUUGACUUCCUUUCGGGAGAAGAGAGUGUGGUUUCUAGCCACAAGUCAGGUGUUAUGGAGGAACUGGAAUAUGCAAAUUCAGAAGGGUCUGAGAAUGACCGAUCUGACCAGCACUCUCACCCUCUUCUUAACCUGGAUCUUGGGCUUCAGAUGCCAUCUCUGAAGGAUGUGAAUGCUAAAUCCGAUGAGGAAAGAUUGUCUGAGAAGGAUACUGCUGACAAGCCAGCCUUUCAAGACUCUGCUGAUGUUAGAGAAAGCAUGAGAUUAACUGAAUCAAAUCUGUCUCCUGUAGAGGUGUCCAAACAUAUAGACUACCCUUCAGCUGAGAAGACUCUUUCAGUCAUAGAUCAUUCUUAUACUUCUGACUUCUCAUUGGUCAAGAGGGAGGAUUCCCCAAGGAUGAAAGAAACCCAGUCACCCACAGCCGACGUCUAUAAUGAUGACUUUGAGUCUUCCUUUGAGUCAUCAUUAAACCAUGAAUCCAAGCCUACAUCCCCUACUGCUCCACAGCCCAAAGAAAAAUCUUUUAAGUCUCCAAUCUACAGUAGUGAGGAGGAAAUAGAAGAAGAACUAAGUGUCCAAUCUGGAAGUACCAAUGGCAGCUUCCAAAUUAAAAGUCAAACAGACCUCGAUAGCCUUGGAAGAGGCUCUAAAGACGUCACCGGCCCUUCACAGCCACAAAUGCCAAUCUUGCCAAUAAAGGACGAAUUGCCAAACUUCUGCAUUGGAGACAGGGUUUUGGUGAGUAACAUACAACCAGGCACGCUGAGAUUCAAAGGACAAACUAGCUUUGCCAAUGGAUUCUGGGCCGGGGUUGAACUGGACAACCCUGAGGGAAGUAACAAUGGAACUUAUGACGGGGUGGCAUACUUUGAGUGUAGAGAAAAACAUGGUAUAUUUGCCCCGCCAGACAAGAUUUCACGUCUUCCAGAAAAGUUUGAGGCCAGUGCAGAUACAGAGGAUGACGAUUCAUCGUGUGAUGACCAGCCAAAAAGAGACAACAAAGCCUCUGAGGAGCAGUUGGAGAAAAGAAAUCUGCUAAACAAAAUAAAAGAAGAAAAAUCUGACCUAGAUUUAUAUCCUGAGGCCAGAGAGCCUUUGCGUGAGCAAGGCAAGCCAUUGGAACUCAACAUCAAGCAGCUUUCUACUGAGCAAAGCACCUUUAUUAAAUCUCAGCAUAACCUGGAUUUUAACGAUAUUGACUGCAAUAUCAUUAACGAGUGUGACAAAGGUCCGCACACAGUGCCUAACGGCGGAGACAGGGACAUCAUUCUCAAACUCGAGGAUGCAUCUGUUGAGACCGCUGUGCCAUUGCUCAACAAUUUGGAUAAAGGUACAUCUAAAAAACAAAAGCAGGAAGACGAACCACCAGCAGUCAUUUUGGACCUCUUGUUGGAGGGGGAGAAAUCCAGAGUUGAUGGUCUUCAGAAAUCCGCUGAUAUUUCAAUCGAGGAGGCCAGUCUAGAUAACAAAAGAGCUUUGACUACUCUUGCAGAUAAACUUGUGGAAAACUUCUUAAGUGAUGCAGUGAAGCAAUUUCAGAAGAUCAAAAAAGACAAAGAGGAGAAGUUAUCUGCUGCUAAUCAACUAAAGCGAGACUUCAUCAAUGAAGAUGAUGGACUUAGAAGCAACAACUUCAAGAGCAGGACUGCAUCCAAAACAAAGACCGACAACUUCCGCACCUUCUUUGAUGAUGACCAAGAAGAACUUUCAUCUCCAGAGCAUUGCAACCGACCAGAGAGCCCUGUCCUGGGUACGAGUGGACAGGAAGAGCUAGUUAAACGUCUAGCUGAGCUGGAGCUUAGCCGUGAGCUCUUCGAUGUCCUUGGUGAUGAGCAGGACUGGUUCGAUGAGGACUUUGGUCUCAGUUCACGGAAAGAGCAACAGAAGCAAAAACAUCAACAACAGCAAGAUGGGAUUUCUAGCUCAGGGGAACAGGUCAAAACACCGCCCAGGCCUGAACUUCCUGUGCAAAUGAAACAACCAGAGGAGCCCGCCAUGAUUGUUCCUCACACUGUCCAGGAGGUAGAGAAACUGGCCAUCGCUGCUAUUCAGGAGAUCUGGGAAAGCUGCAAACUGGGUCACGGUAGACCAAGUCUGAUUGGAGUACCCAAGCCUCAACCCUCAAAUUGUUUCCUGGAAGGAGACGCCAAAGCCAGUGACCUAGAGGCUCAGUGCCAACGAAGCUACAAACUGACCGUGUUUGAUUUAUCGUGGGAGGUCAUUCAAGACAUCUAUGCAGAAGAUCCAAAACUUGAUCAGCCACAAUGGAUGAAGCCACGUCGCCUUAAUUCAACCUACUUCCAUCGAGUGAAAUGCCCCAAUGACAAAACAACUGUCCAGGAAUUUGUCACUACCGAGGUAUUAAAAUUGUGUGGUCUAAAGAAAGAGCAGAACCAGAAAACAGACUGGCAAAAAAUGAUCAAAUUUGGACGGAAAAAGCGAGACCGAGUUGACCACAUCCUAGUCCAGGAGUUGCAUGAAGAGGAAUCCCAGUGGGUAAACUAUGACGAGGAUGAACUUUUUGUAAAGAUGCAGCUUGCUGAUGGGAUUUUUGAUGCCUUGCUAAAGGACACCGUUGAUGUUCUGACCCAAAUCCAAGAGAAGAAAUUCAAAACAACUCUUUGAUGAUGGUCUUGUUUGUACAGAAAAAAUGUUUUAGGUACUUUCUGAUUUAAAAAAAAACAAAAAUGAAGUUUCAGUGUUGACAUAAAGGACAUUCAGUGAGGAAUUCUCUUUGAGUCUACACGUGCUGUCCAUGGCAGGACCUGUUGUGGGUUCAGGAUUUAAGGCCAUAACACCUUGCCCAGAAGUCUGACCUGUCGUGGAGAUACCUGUUCCGGGAUGUCUGAUGAACUUUUGUCUUAUGUGGUGUAAAUUGUAGCAGAUGUUUGGGUCCAAAUUCCCCAUACUGCAUCUGUUUAUCAUUGCUGCUAAAACUGGCUCAAGUCUUAUGAUUAAAAUACAAAGGAGUCGGAUCAAAUCGGAACAGACCUGCAGACUCGCAGACUAUUUUUAAUUACAUUGUAUCAUAAUGUUUUUUUUUUCUUCCUUUAAUUCUAUUAACUUAUUUUUUUUAAGUAACCUUUGAAUUUGAAAGUAACAUUGGAAAGUGUUUAAAGAAAAGAGUUUAUUUUACCAUUGACGUGAUUGAUUCAUUGCAGAACUAAGCACAAUAUGUACAAUCUGAAUGUUUAAAUGGCAAUACAUUGUAAAGGGAUCUGAUGCAAGAUAAUGUUGAGAAUUUGUAAAUGAUAUUUAUCUCUGCUUUUUGAAGCAACAACAACAACAACAGAACUGUUCUUGUGAUGGUUUUGCUCAUUCAAACAAUGUUUUAUUGGUGACUACAUAUUGCCAAAAGAUUGAAUUUGAAAUAACUGUGCUAAACGCAGGCAUGCUGGGUUCUAGCCUUAACAUUUGCCUUUUAUCCCAUUCGUUUUAAGUGCCUCCAUUGUUAUGUUUGCUCUUGCACGAGCGACUUUUCCCAGCCUUUGUUUGUGUUGUGAUGGUCUCUUUUUUGGCUUUAAUCUUGUCUUAACUUAUUACUUCGUAGCUGGACAAACCUCUAAUACUGUAACAGAUGUACAUUUCUGCCUUACUUUGUGUGUGUACCCAUCAUAAGAAUCUUUUUAAAUGGAAAGAUGAAUGGCAAUGUUACGCUAUCACUAGCACAAGGACAUGUUUGUUGACUUUUAAAAGAGGCGUUUUAUGUACUCAUUAUGUACCUUUUAAGGGCUCAGCACGUCCAUCUCGUCUUCAUGACCACGUUCUGUUAAUAUACAUGAAUACUGUGAUGUACAUACAUAAAUCUGGGUUCAUAAGAAACAUAUAAUGAAUUAGAUGUUUAUUUCGCUGGAACAAGCCCUUCCUCGCCAUCUCUUGAAGCUAUAUACUUCCUGCAUUGUGAGGUUAGAUCUAGAGUAUUGUGUUGUGUCAAUGUGUUAAACUUCAUCUAUGCAGCAAUAGAGUCUCUGAUACCCAGCAUCAGUUGCUCAUUCAAUAGCAUGUCAAAUUCUGUAGGUAACAGAGAUCUCUACCUCGUUCAGAGAACAGGCUGCUACUAAAUAGUCUUUCUGGUUUCUAAAUGUUUCAACUUUCAUUAACUAUAGGCGAUAAUUCUCUGCCUUGGAUUGGGGGGGUGGGAUAUUAGGAUUUGUGUGGCACAAAUGGUUUGAUAAUCAGUUUCUACUUCCAACUUGGUAGGCCCUAGAAAUGUUUUGCAUCCAGUAUGUGUCUGUAAUAUUUAUAUUAAUAAUGUACUGUGAGUGACAGAGGUGCACUUGAAGACUUGUAAAUUGUUUCACCCAAUGUAAAUAGAGUCGAUGCCUAUAUCUCCUGUGAGUGGACUCAUGGAAGAUUGCUGUGAAAACGGACGUGGUUCCUUUUGCUUCCAUGUACAUAUUAUAGAUAUAUUUGUUAACUCAACUGAUCCUUUGGAAAUUGUAAAUAAAGAUCUCAUCAUUUCUCAGUUA